This is a messenger RNA of Aspergillus candidus, 3051 nucleotides long. RefSeq lists its product as uncharacterized. NCBI's taxonomy places the organism in Eukaryota, Fungi, Ascomycota, Eurotiomycetes, Eurotiales, Aspergillaceae. Bases 334 to 2448 code for a protein of 704 amino acids. The record is from RefSeq and is a predicted model, not a curated record. The transcript has a single exon.
AUUCACUCAUCCUUCUUCCCCCAUCUUAUGUUUCUCCUCCCCUUCUCUUCAAUCUCAUCUCCUUCUCCCCAUCUUGUCCCCCCUCCGAUUGUUCAUCAAUCUGAACCCUCAUCGGGUUUAUCCUUCGCUCCUUAAUUUCUUCUCUCUCUUUUUUUCUUGGGAGACUUGACCUUCAUUCCAGCGUUCUCUCGUCCUCCCCUUCCCACACACCCCCUCUCUUCGCUGUUUGCCUAAGGAUUUCAGUCGACCCAGGUGACUGAUCCCCCGACCGCUUUACCCGGAUUGAUUGAGCAAGGAACAAGAAAGAGGCCCGGAAAGGGCUGUCCCACCGCCAUGUCGGGGCGUCACUCAUCCAACCAUUCUCGUUCCUUAUCUUCUUUUUCCUCUGGCUCUCCAUCGCAAUCGCAUUCUUCCACUCCCGAAACCGACUCGAUGCAUCGUCGCUCCGGCUCAGGUCGCUCCUCAAACCCCAAUGUCUUCUCGGAUGAAUACUCGCUGGAACCGAUCGAUUCCGAACAGUCCACCCUGACGCCUGAAGCUCGAAGCCCGUCCAUCUCCUCGAUCGCCUCGUCCAACACGCUCCGAGGGUCGCUGCGCCAGCAAGGGAAACCGUAUGGCACCGUGCCGACCGAUGCGGAAACCACAGAGAACCCGUUCGGGGAUGACGCUCGCCUCUCUGAUGAAGAUGCCACCCGAUCGAGCCUCCCCCAGAAGGGAUACGAUGUGACCAACCGCAACUCCAUCGCCUCCACCAAUACCGCACCGUCUAUGACGCAACGGAGUCAGAGUACUUCGUCUCGCUUUUCGAUGCCUCCCCGGGCCUUGAGCCCCUAUACGGGGGCGACCGGCCCCAGCCAUCCCUACGCCAUGUACCCGCAGGUGGGUGUCAGCCGAUCGCCCAGCGUUACGACAACAUCGACCAUCCGGCCGCCAGAUCGACCGUUGGGAGAUGCGAAUGCACCCCAGCACCCAUACGCCAUGUACCCACAAAAUGUGGUCCCCGAGGAGGGCAUCGAAACCCCGCCGGUCAUCCCGCUGGGAUUCCCCGGUCACACCCAGACCUAUCAACGGCCGUCCGGUCGCGCCGACGAUGAUGUAGGGGACCUUGUGGGGCCCGAUGGCCACCUCGAACAACUACCGCCCUACUCACGCUACCCGGAUGCCGCAGCACCGAAGAUCGAAGGGCAAGUUGAUUCCACGAACGACGCGGGCGUCGUUCCAGAUGAGAAUAGCACCAACGGCCCUACAGCGAUUCCGGUGUCCGAGGUAUCCUCGAGAACCUUGGUGACCGAAACGGCGGCGUUGCAGACGGAGAGCCAACGCCAGAGCCAGUCAUCGGACCGUCCUCCGGCGACCGGCGUAAUGGCUUUCGAAGAGAAACUGAAGAGCAAGGGUAAGAAGAAAGCAUGCUGCGGGCUUCCUGUGUGGACAUUGAUUCUGGUGGGAGUAAUCAUGCUGGUCGGGGCGUGCAUUGGGGGCGUUAUUGGCGGUGUCUUGGGGGCGAAAAAAGCGGCAGAGGAAGAAAACGAGAAGGAUGAUGGACCGAACAUUGUCACCGUGACUACGACCCCCAAAAUGGACGCUACGCCGAUAUCGACGAUCCCCGCGAAUCUGAAAUCGGCACCCACCGGGCAGUAUGUGAUCCCGGCGGUGAAUAACAAUCAAUCGAAGUUUUGCGUCGUCGAGUCUGACUACCGACCGGCCUGGCGAUGCAUGGAGUCGGGCAAAAUCCCCAUUUCCGUCGAGGGCACGGAUACCGACCGCUCGAUUAGCUUUGAGAACGAAGCGUUUUCUCCGUCGUUCACUUACGGUGCCCAGGCGCCGUUAUUCGCUUCCCCCACGCAGUCUCUUCGUCUGGUGAUGGACGGCAGCGAUCUCAGCCUGGGACCCGCCCUGACUUUCUUCGGCUUGUUUGAUAAGUUGGUGAUCCUGCCGCAGGAUACAUUUUCCACUGAUGUGGCCACAAAGCGGUCAGUUUCUGAAAGGGAUGUUAUGGUCAACAGCGUCCAGCGUAGACAGGCGUCCGAAGCUGGAGAUCGGCCAUGGUUUUGUUGGUGGAACAGCACGAUGAUGGAGUUCUUCCUAUAUCUGAACGAAACUUCCCGGGACGCCCAGCAGAGCUCCACGAUGUCGCUGGCCAGCGGCGCCGAGGCCACACCCGUUUCCGACUCCGGCAAAUCGAGGCGGGAUGUCUCGGUGCCCUACUAUCCUCGUCGCAUCAAGAUGUCGGAAAAGCGGGACUACCCUGAGGCACCGUCUCCGUACUGUGAGCAGAUGCAAAUGAUGGACAACGGUUCUCUGUCAUCGGUCUCUGAUACGACGAUCGAGAUUAAGGAGCUUGAACCCACCCCGACGACGACGGUUGGGGGUAUUGGAAGCUCUACACAGACGUACACCGCCAUGGCACAAUAUGAAAGCGUAUGUUAUUGCGCAUCGUUGACCGACUAGGCCGGAAGUUCGCACACGGUCACGAAAGGAAAAGAGAAUAUACAAGAGCAUUCCAUGGGACAGCCUCAUGGAGCCAAGGCGUCGGCGUUUUCCUGGUGGAAGAACUACUCAUGUGCAUACGAAUGAUUUACUGAUUGAUUGAUUAUCUUGCGUGGGAUUCUACGGGCUAUUCUUUUUUGGGUGUGACGGAUCUUCUGAUGCUCCUGCAUUGAGUGGCAUGCAUUUUCUUCAUUUUCAUUUUCUAUUUUCUAUCCCCCCCCCCAACCCCCGAUUUGCUUUCUAUAUUUGCAGUGGCUCGGUUGAUUCAACCUUGCGAUGUGAUUUGUCUCAAAUACCAUCUUUCGAGUCCUGUUUGGCAUGGUUUCGUUGAUAGCAGUUAUGGCGUUUUUUCAGGAAGGUUUGGGUGCAAGAACGGCGACAUUUGGCCAGACAAGACCAUCGUUACUUGAUUGACAUUAUUAUCAUUAUUAUCACUAUUACCUUGGGACAGCAGCCAUCGGUGUUUUGUAUUUUGGAUUGACCAUCUGGGUUUUUUUACAAUUGUUGAUUUAGUAUGGCCGUCCGACCACUUCAUUUAGGAGAGGCGAAUCUAAUCAUUCAACA